UCCGAUCCUCCCGCCAUGUCUUCCUCUCCGAUCCCACGAUCUCAAGAGGAGGAGGACCGUGAAGGGUUUUCGCAAAGAAGUCAUGGCCUUGGUACAGUCCUUAGAAGAGACGGCUUCGUCAGAAUCGAUUUGGAGACACCUUCGUGACCAUCAUGGAAUCACCAAGUCAGAUUCACAACGUCGGCUGUUAGCAGACCCAUCGUUCAACGUCCCCGCGAGAAUUACCGAUCAUCCUUCAACGCCAACGGAAUCAAAGCUGGCCUCCGGUCUACUCUACAACGAUGUAGCUGUUGAACACUCCGGUCGGGGGAUUCAACUCACUGUUAACGAGCAACAAUGCCUGAUCAGUUUAUGUAGAAAUAUGAUGGACCAUUACGAACUGGGACACUACCCCAAAAGUUUCUGGAUUCGAAUCUCCGCGGCUCUACAGGAGCAAACUGGCCGCCGAUAUUCGUGGCAGUCAUGUCGACGACGCAUUAUCGGCUAUAUAACGAAACGCAAGGCAUACUGGGCCGCUUACAAAUACAAUAAUAUUCCGGAGUGUGACAUGCACAGCGAAGUCGCAGACGACGUUGAUUCCUGGAUGGGUUCGUGCGAUAGGAAGUUGGGACGGCCUGUGCGCCAUGAAGUCGCCCUGAAAGCGGCCGAGAAACCCGAAGAAGCCCCGCCACUUCGGGUAUCAGUUCAGCAACUGAUAAAGUACACUCGGGUUUCAAAUUGGGUUGAAAGUCUUCCGCCACCUGCAGAGAUGGAUCCUUUACCAACGAAAUUCGGCAUUCCUUCAUUGAGCUGGUGCCCUCCUUUCUCCAGUCACCAGUCAAUGUCCCAUUCCCAGUCUCCGAACCAAUCGCCGGUGCUCAACGAGAUCUCUAUGUACCGCCAGCGGGUGGGCGCUCCUCGUGGGAUUCAUCUUGCACCGUCCAACACACCCUCCUACAGAGGCCAACCUACGGACCAACAGGACAACUCCGGGAAACGGGACAGUGGACUGAUCACCGAGAGACUAAAACAUUCGCCAUUAACCAAUGGCGCGGUUCAAAACCAGCCCUCUCCAGGCGCUGUCCUCGAGACAUCUCACAAUACUCAAGCCAGCAACAAACGACCUCGUGACGAUGAUGACAACGAUGACGCAGCCGAUGAUCGUCCCGCUCGUCGUCUCCGCCAAGACGAGCCCAGCCAUCCGUCGGGCACCAUAACUCUGAAUCAGGAAUCCGCGGUGAACGGCACGAAAGCCGUGGACAGCUCUGUCGAGAACACGUUUGGCAAACUUUGGGAGCGAGUUGCACCACUCUUUAAGGACCCCGUUCUUGCCCAGGGUCCCGCGGCAAUGAAAUCCGAAUCUAUCAUGCGCGAUCUAUUCAGCGAAAUUGGAACGGCUCUAACUAAGGCCUUUACGAGAAUGAGAGAAGACAAUGACGAACCUGAGAAGAUCUGAAACGCACAUGGAACAAUUUUUUUUCUUAUCUCUUUCCUCUUGUUAUGGCGCACUCAGCGGUAUAGUUCUCAUCUUUGCUUUUUCUUACGACACCGCCCUUCUUUCACCUUUCUCUUUCAUUUUUACAACAAGUUUGGGCGGCAUUGCAUACAUUGAUAUACCUCUAUUUUUUGUUCUGCCUUUCUUCGCUAUCUCAUCAUCCCUACCCAUGGUAGCGUUGUCAUUGCGCAUCAGAUUGCAUUAGACUGCCAGAGAUACCCCUUGCAUAUAAAUUGGCACACUUGGCAUCGCAUAUUUUGUCUUCUGUUUUUAUGUUACAAGGUUUUGAAUUACACUGCACAAAGCAAACUUCGUUAUGCAUUUCCAUCCAGCAGAUAGAGAGUUCUCUGUUAUUCAUUGUUAAUACUAGUCAACUACUGCUCUACAUAUCAAACGAUCGACCACAAAACCAC
Aspergillus pseudotamarii is the source of this 1887-nucleotide messenger RNA. RefSeq lists its product as uncharacterized. The record is from RefSeq and is a predicted model, not a curated record. NCBI's taxonomy places the organism in Eukaryota, Fungi, Ascomycota, Eurotiomycetes, Eurotiales, Aspergillaceae. The transcript has a single exon. Bases 83 to 1435 code for a protein of 450 amino acids.